UGACGUUCUUCUCUAAAUGAAGGCUUCAUAUCCAAACAAAGAAAAUGUGGUGUGCUUUAAUAGGACCCAGAACUCUGAGUGAGACCCCAGAGAGAAUAGAAAAGACAAAACCUAAUGCUUUCUCUCUGCCAUUUCCUGAGAUACAUGAUUUUUUAACAGAGUAGUUACAAGUAGCUGUGUACAUUAUGCAUUUAACAGUCUGCACUGAACUUCUGUUGUGUCUUUAUGAGGAUUGAGAAAAGUUGAAAGCUAAGCAGCAUGCACUCUAUUUUUAAAUGAGAUAUCUUUAAGAUUAGACUCAUUUUUUCGACAGUCUUUGAAGGCAGCAUCAGGAAACCACCUUCCUGCAUGCAGCUUUUAUCCUUACCGAUGUUUCAGCCUUCAUAACUAAUAAACACAGCAGAAGGAUGAGGGUUAAGAAGUUCAUAGAAUGAUUUCGAUUUAGACUUCUAAUGUGAAAAAAGAAAAACAGUCCAAACACACAUUAGUUGAAGACGAUAUGUUUUUCGUUAUUGAGACAGAUUCAUAUUACCUGUGCUGGAAAUAAGCCAUUUUUUUUAAAAUUACAAAUUAAACAGCUCAAGGGAAAUUCCUGAAUGACCUUUUCAUACGCUCUAAGCAUUCGCCUUAAAAAAAGUGAAACAUUAAAUCUUUUUAUUUUUUUCAAACACGAGUAAUAAAGCUCCUGUGCAAACCUGGUGCAAACACAUCACGUUAUUUGAGCUGCGCCAUUCUGACGAGGAGGUAAAGAAGUCGCUGCAGGAAGCCCUCGGAAAGGUCACAUAAAGAACUUCAGGGUGACUGAAGACAGUCGAAGGAGAAAAUGUCUACUGAAAGAGACAAGCUGCAGGAGAUCUUGUGCAGCUACACCACAGAAACCCUGGUCCACAUCAACACGGUGAAAGGAUUCACUGAGGGCAUCUCUGAUUGGACAGAUAGAAGGACUGCAGAAGUGUCCAAAAUGAAGGACUUUAAGACCUCCAAUCACAAACCUGAAAAACAGCAGAAGGAGCUGGAAGCUGUGCUGAUGGACACUCUGGUCGGCCUGGAGAAGCUGGACCUCUUCCUGGAUGCAGUAGAGAAGCUGGCGGUCACCUCUCUUCAUGUGUACAUCGAGGGGAACCAGGUGUUACAUCUGCCAGAGGAGGUCAGUCUGGAGCAUGUUCAGGCUGUUAUUAUCGCUGCACGACAGAUCUGCCCUCUGCUGCUUGAGUUCAAAAGAGAUGCACAAGCCUUCUUCCUUCCCAAAGUGCUGAAUGUGGAAGUGCUGGCAUAUCAGCUGGAUAGAUACAUCCAGACCACCGCAAGGAUCUGUGAGGACUUAAAGAUCAGUCAUCUUCCUCUGGGACCAUCUCCAAACAUCGUCGUAAACCUGGAUGAGACAUUCUCUGAAGAUGACAUUCAAAGGAUGCUUCUUCAUAUUAAUCAUCUUACUGACAUCAGGAUGGACUCGGACUUCAGGCUGGUGUUCUUGUUCCAGGAAGUGUCAUGUACUGGCUUUAUCAAAGAGUUCACCAAGCUGCUGCCCAAGAUGUUGCAGUUCCUCGAGGACCAGGAGAAGAUUGCUGAUCUGCUGAACUCUGUUAACAAGGACGGAAAGAUCACCAGCGUUGCGGGCAACUCAUUGGGGGUGAUUGGAGACAUACUCACCAUUAUUGGUUUGGCGUUGGCUCCUGUAACAGCUGGAGUGUCGCUAGGUCUUACUUUUGGUGGGAUAGGAUGUGGUAUUGCCAGUGGAGUUAUAGGCAUAACUAAGGUAGGAACAGAAAUUGGAGUAAACCAUGUACAACUGAAGAAAGCGAACAGAUUGCUCCAGACGUUUAUGGAGGAUGUGCAACAUCUCCAUGAUUGUCUGAGCGAGGUCACCACUCAAGCUGUCCAAAUAGAAGUCAGUCAGACAGAAGUGGCUAUGGGGGUUGGCAAGAUUGCUGGUAGACUUUGUACGAUUGGAAAUGGCAUUGAUUCUCUUUUUGAUACAGCCUCUGCUGUUGAGGUGUUGAAAAGUCAGAAAGUGAUUGAAAGUGCUGGGAGGGUGGCGGCUCAAGAGAGUCAGGUGUUGCGUAAUGUGCCCAGGGUGGUCGCAGACAUCCCAGACAUCGGGCAGGCGACUCUUAGAGGGCCUCUCGCCCUCUCCAAGAUGGCUAGAGCCGGUCUCAUCGGGGCUAAUGUGUUUUUUCUCGGCCUGGAUGUCUUCUUCAUCUGUAAAGACAGCGUUAGUCUGGCUAAAGGCAGUGAGGCUAAACUUUCGCAGUCCAUCAGGGCUAGAGCGGCACUUUGGCGCUCAGAGAUCAACGCAUGGGAGAAGAUCCAUGAUUCCCUGUGUGAAGGUCUGCUGACGUCAGAGGCAAACAUGGCUGUUCUGUUCAAGCCAUUUUACCCAAUAGCUGGUUUGGCUGACUUCAGUGCUUGAGCUGUACUAUAAACAUGGAGAAGAUCAGCUAAGUAAGAUGGCACCAAUCCAUUGAGGGCCUUGUGUGUUAAAAACAACAUUUUUAAACUCAAGCAGCAUUUUGAGCAAGCUGUAGGCACUGAAGAGAUGACUGCUCCAAGCCCACAUACAAAGAAUCACAAUAGUCAAGAUGUUAUAAAGGCAUGUUUCACUCUCCCUGUGUCUUAAAGAGGGGAAAUAGGCCUUUAUCUUAGCUGACAGUCUCAACUGGAAGAAUAUGCAACAACAGAAGAAAUUUGUCAAAUUUAAAAGCAUUGUCAAAAUAAACACCUCUUAACAGGAGGAUGAAUACUAGCAGCUAGAGCUAGAGGACCAAAAGUGUUCACAUCGAACUGUUGAAGAUGUCCAAACACUAUGAACUCGGUCUUAACUUCAUUCAGACACUUGAACAAGGGCUGCAGCGAUCCUUUCCUGUUCAACCUCAAACAUAUAUAUUCAGCAAAGCAAUGGUAUGAAACAUCAUAUUUCUUGAGAAUAGACUAAAAACACUGAAAUUAUCCUUACCAUUUGCUCUUUGUCCGUAUUUUACUCAAAUUUUCAAAACAUUGUAAGUAGGGUAUUCUAAAUAUUCUGCACUUCUGUACAGUUUUUAAUUAAAUUUUCAUUCAGAAUGUAUUUCUUACUUUCUAUUAAUACUUUAAUAUUCUUCUUUAUUGUGUAUAAGAGCAAAUGCAAUGACCGAAUUUCUGAUUCUGAUACCUUAUGCUAGGCUCUAAUACUACGCUGAGGUGAAGCUGAUAUAAUACAUAGACUGUAUAAAAUAUGGACGUAGUAUCCGUGACGUUACCCAUCUGUUUCUGAAGCUCUGUUUGGAGGUCAAUCGUCGGUGGGAGCCAUGUUGCCGCUGUCGAGCGAUUGUGACGUAAAGAGGCGGGCUUUGAGCCUCCUAGCCAACAGCUACAGUGUUCCUGCCUGUCAAUCUAGUCAGCUGUGCCUCUCAUUGGAAGACUCUUAAUAUCUUCAAAAUUGCUGUGUUAGAAAAAAAUUCACCCCCCUCACAGUGUGUGACGAUCUAGAAAUGAGCUAUCCAGACUACACUCUUCUUUUGUACCAGGCUGUAAACAUGUUUAUUUCUGCUGUAAAGAUCGGCUUUUUUGAAUGGGUGUGUAUGUGGUUUCUGGUACUUCCGGAGCCAGCCUCAAGCGGAUCCUCGAUGAACUGCAGUUUUUAGCACUUCUGCAUUGGAUAUUUUUAGACUGGAGGUUGCCGCUUGAUAUGAUGCUGCAAUAAAAAGGCAUUAAAGAAUCUUAUUCUGCUGUAAAUAAUACUAUAAACCUUUAAAUCACCAAGUUAACCUCUCACAUAAUGAAGUUUUCUGAUUCCGAAAACAUCCUUCAAACAUGUAAUUAGGGUUGCCAACUGUCCCGUAUUAGCUGGGACAUCCAGUAUAUUGGGCUAAAUUGGUUUGUUUCAUACGGGAUCUCAAUUGUCCCGUCUAUUGACUAUUAUUGUAAAUACAGCAGACUGCACUCCACAGAUCCUAGAUCAGGUUAAACCACAGUGGAUCAUGUGCCAAUCCCACCGCCUGUCAUCCAAUCACAGGCCACCUCACGAGCAUCAGUUGUAUACAGCGCAAAUGCGCCAAGUCCUGCGAAAGAGUGGGGAGAUGAUUUUCUCUCUGAAGGCCAUUAAAUGGUCAGACUCAAGAAACAGAUGCAGCACAGAGCUGAUCAAAAAUAAACUUCAAAUAUCUGUAAACUAUGACUUGUCGUAUAAGGACUUCUCUCUGGCUGUGCAAAGGGACAAAAGACUGCUUGAGUCGGUCAAGAGGAGCAAAAAGUAUCCAAAGAUAGUAUAUUUGGUGAGUCAUACUCCUCUUUUGCAUUUAAUUUUUCUUUUGCCUGUUUUUGAUGUAAAGAGCCAAACUGUGGUUUCUUUGAGGUUUAUUCAUAUGAGGUUACAUAAUGAUACAGUAAGGAUUAAAGGGAAAAUACACACUUUCUGCAUUUCCAGUUGAAUCAGAACAUGAACGCUGAAUUCACACAUCAUGCUCACACCACCAUAGCACCGUGCACUUGUCCCUUAUUAGGUAGUGAGAAAGUUGGCAACCCUACAUGUAAUUCAACUUUUUUUAUUAUGUUCAUGUCUCCUCGCCUAUUUAAUCACUUGUAAUCAUUUUAUUGAUUAAAAAUAAUAAUAAAACAGUGUACCCAAA
Messenger RNA from Notolabrus celidotus (New Zealand spotty), 4604 nucleotides. RefSeq lists its product as uncharacterized. Gene Ontology annotation, cellular component: extracellular region; membrane. NCBI's taxonomy places the organism in Eukaryota, Metazoa, Chordata, Actinopteri, Labriformes, Labridae. Gene Ontology annotation, biological process: lipoprotein metabolic process; lipid transport. Gene Ontology annotation, molecular function: lipid binding. The transcript has 5 exons. The coding region runs from base 824 to 2410 and encodes 528 amino acids. The record is from RefSeq and is a predicted model, not a curated record.